Molecule: messenger RNA, 1815 nt
Organism: Seriola dumerili (greater amberjack)
Lineage: Eukaryota; Metazoa; Chordata; Actinopteri; Carangiformes; Carangidae
Gene: prdm14
Product: PR/SET domain 14
Exons: 8
Coding region: 1-1815 (604 amino acids)
Biological process (GO): regulation of transcription by RNA polymerase II
Cellular component (GO): nucleus
Molecular function (GO): RNA polymerase II transcription regulatory region sequence-specific DNA binding; protein binding
Source: RefSeq, a predicted model, not a curated record
AUGUCGGUGUCUCUGUCCAGUAUCCCUGUCGUGCUGAAGGACAAGAGCUACCAAAGCAGCAUGCUGAAGGGUAGUCCCGCUCGGGGCUUCUACCAUGCCCCUCUCCCCUGCACCCAUCACUUCAUGGACUUCUUCCCGCAGACUCACAGCCUCCUCCAUCCACUCAAGUCCCUCGGUCGUCUGGUGUCUGACACCCAGGCGUCCCUUCCGCUCAGCCUGCACGGCGGAGCCCCUCAGUUCCUCGGCCAGGGCGGCCACCACGCCUCGGUCCUGCACCAACACGUGUUGAGCGCCUCCGGCAUCCCCUACCUGAGCCAGAUGUUGACCGGGCACCCUCUCUACUCCAAACCAGAGGAGCUGGCUGCUGUGGUGACCGAGCACGCCGCCGGUCCGCUGUCCACAGACUUCAGCAGCCCGUCCAGUGAAAGGUCCUCCUCGGCCUCUUCCUCCGCCACCUCACCACCCAAGGAGAGUUUGUCUCGCCUCCGGGCCGCGGACCUGUCACCAGAAAAAACACGCACAUCUUAUAAUUUUAGCGAGGACGACUUGUUCGCGGUGCUGUAUGGUUAUUCUGGGAGCCACGAGCGCAGCGUGGGUCACGCUAUAUCAGGAGUGGUCCUGCCCGAAAACUCAGUUUCUGAUUCUCACAUUCUCCCACUGGACAAAGAAACACUUGAACUUCCAGAAGGUUUAGCUGUCCUGCAGGCAGCUUGGGGAAACGUGUCCCAUUGUGGAGUUUUCACAGACAAAAGCAGUAUCCCUAAAGGGACACGCUUCGGCCCUUUCCAAGGAAAACUAGUCAACACCAGCGAGAUGAAGACAUACGAUGACAACACCUUGAUGUGGGAGGUGUUUGAGAACGGCCGCUUGAGUCACUUUGUGGAUGGCAGAGGAGGAUCAGGGAACUGGAUGUCCUUGGUGAAGUGUGCUCGUUUCCCAGAGGAGCAGAACCUGAUUGCUGUGCAGGUCCAGAGUCAGAUCUUCUACGAGGCCUGCAAGGAGAUACGGCCAGGCCAGGAGUUGCUGGUGUGGUAUGGAGACUGCUACAUACAGUUCCUCGGCAUCCCACUUACCCUGAAAGACCCCAGAGAGGACAGCAGCGUGGUUCCUCCCACAGAAGAUACUGGAGAGGGCUUCAAGUGUGACAGAUGUGGGAAGGUGUUUGCAUACAAAUACUACAGAGACAAACAUCUGAAGUACACACGGUGUGUGGACCAGGGCGACAGAAAGUUCCCCUGCCACCUCUGCAACAGAUCUUUCGAGAAAAGAGACAGAUUAAGGAUCCACAUCUUACACGUUCACGAGAAACACAGGCCUCACAAGUGCUCUGUGUGUGGAAAGAGUUUCUCCCAGUCGUCCAGUCUCAACAAGCACAUGCGCGUGCACUCUGGAGAAAGGCCAUACAAGUGUGUCUAUUGUAAUAAGGCCUUCACUGCCUCCAGUAUUCUGCGCACACACAUCCGCCAGCACUCCGGGGAGCGGCCCUUCAAGUGCAAGCACUGCGGGAAGGCUUUUGCCUCCCACGCUGCCCAUGACAGCCACGUCCGGCGGACCCACGCCAAAGACAAGCCAUACACCUGCGACCUGUGCGGAGCAACUUUUCAAGAGGAGCAGGAGCUUAAAUACCACAUGAAAAGUCACAAAAGUAUACAAAUGUUGGACAGCACAGUUCUUCAGUCUUCUCCGGGGACCGGAUUACAGGCGGACUCUGUGAUUCCAGUGAAGGACAAUCCAACAUUACAGACAAAAGCCGGACAAAACUUUCCUUACACCGGGUUAACCCUUUCAAAUCAGGAAUAUCGGCCCUGGAACUAG